AUGAAGGGCGGCGGGGCGGCGGCGGCGGCGGCGGGGGGGGCCCAGCGGCGGGCGGCGGCGGGCGGCGGGCGGCGGCGGGCGCGGGGGGGCGGCGGCGGCGGCGGCCGGCGAGCGGCGGCCAACGCCCGCGAACGGGACCGGACGCACAGCGUCAACACGGCCUUCGGCGCCCUCCGCCGGCUCAUCCCCACCCGGCCGGCCGACCGCCGCCUCUCCAAGGUGGAGACGCUGCGCCUGGCCGCCAGCUACAUCUCGCACCUGGCCAACGUGCUGCUGCUGCACCGGCGGCAGGCGGAGGGCUCGCCCGCUGCCCAGCCCGGCCCGCAGCCCGGCCCCCGCCCCUGCCCGCCGCCCGGCCCGCAGCCCGCUGCCGCCGCGCCCCGGCCCAUCUGCACCUUCUGCCUCAGCGACCAGCGGAAGCGGCACAGAGAAGGAGAGAAGCCGCCGUCUGGUCCAGCCUUAAGUGGACGCUGA
This is a messenger RNA of Phalacrocorax carbo (great cormorant), 474 nucleotides long. The record is from RefSeq and is a predicted model, not a curated record. Lineage: Eukaryota; Metazoa; Chordata; Aves; Suliformes; Phalacrocoracidae.